Plodia interpunctella (Indianmeal moth) is the source of this 6415-nucleotide messenger RNA. It is a transcript of the gene Rim, whose product is annotated as Rab3 interacting molecule. Gene Ontology annotation, biological process: calcium ion-regulated exocytosis of neurotransmitter; regulation of membrane potential; intracellular protein transport. Gene Ontology annotation, cellular component: presynaptic membrane; cytoskeleton of presynaptic active zone. Gene Ontology annotation, molecular function: transmembrane transporter binding; small GTPase binding. The record is from RefSeq and is a predicted model, not a curated record. NCBI's taxonomy places the organism in Eukaryota, Metazoa, Arthropoda, Insecta, Lepidoptera, Pyralidae. The transcript is spliced from 22 exons. Bases 259 to 6048 code for a protein of 1929 amino acids.
CGCCGUAUGUACUUGUCAAGGUUGUGGCUACUUGUUAUGCGCACGCAUCUUGUUGGAAGCGCCGGCGUACUAGGGCGGGCGGUGGACUUCGCGGCAGGUUGCUGGAUCAAUAGUCGUUCUGACGUCAGUGGACGGGCGAGCGCCAUUGGCCCGUCCGGCAUUAUUAAAUAAACCUCCGGACGGAGAGGCGCGCGCUACGUCGCGCCGCGGGCACAGCACCGCAGCACGCGGCGGGCCCGCGCACGCCGCGCGCCCGCCAUGGCCGACAUGCCGGAUCUCUCGCACCUCACGCCUGAGGAACGAGCCAUCAUCGAAGGCGUCAUGAUGCGCCAGCGACAGGAGGAGCAGCGCGAACAUGAGAUCAUGAGGCGAAAGCAAGACGAAGUUGCUGUAUUGGAGCAGACAAUCCGCACUCGGAAUGAGAUGCAACGCGCGGCUGGAGUGGAGUUGGCCGCCACCUGCCACAUCUGCCUCAAGACCAAGUUUGCGGACGGCGUCGGGCACUCCUGCCAUUAUUGCAGGGUCCGGUGCUGCGCCAGAUGUGGUGGGAAAGUUACUCUGCGCUCUAAUAAGGUUAUAUGGGUAUGCAUAUUAUGUCGCAAAAAACAAGAACUAUUAUCAAAAACAGGACAAUGGAUACACAAAAGCGCUGGACAAGAUUCUAUGUUGUGGCGAAUGGAAGCAGAUAUGCGGGGCCUUCCACCUCAGCCAGACGCGACUCUCGACAAGCGGCCCAAACUAGAACGAGCACACAGUGCAGCAGAAAAAGAAAAUCAUCCACUUCAGAGAUCAGGCAGCGCUUUACGCCGACAGUACAGCCAACAAGAAGCUAGGUGUUACGGAGAAUUAGAAGGUUUAGCGCGCACACAUCCGCAUUUAGUACAUCCAAGGCAAAAGGCCGCAUAUGGUGUGGAUGAUAAUAUUGCCCAGCUGUCAUCAUCACAGUUGAUGCCUCACGUUCAGCCGCACCCACCACUGCCGCCACGUUCUUCCUCCUCUGACGAUGAGGUGCCGGAGUGCGUAUCGGACGAAAACGACGAGUGUCGUGACAGAGGACAACUUGAGGCGUGUGGGUCCCUACGGCACCCGCACCUGCGCAGCGCCAGUGUAGCUGUCAACAAUUAUUACAAUUUGACUAAUCAUUCGCCGGCCGCUUAUGAGUCUGAAGCACGGGGUGCGUUCGAAGCUGCUAGGCCAGGGCCCACCAACCGCAGCUUCGACUCUGUGACGGACUGUCGCUGGCGAGCUCGCGACGACGGCGAGGGCGCCUACCUGCGCCCGUACGCGCCAGACGAGGGCCCGCGCCCUGACCGGGCUGUUUAUAAGAGUGCCUAUUUGUGGGAAGACUCCUCCGACAACAGACGUUUUACCGAAAGGAGAAAAAAGACUGUCCGAUUUGAUGGCCAUGAGGGCGCUGCGACAUUUCCCCGGGGUGGGCGAGACGCAUCAGCCGCGCCCCAAGACUGGGCUUCCCUGCGCUGGGAGUCCGAGCGCCAGACCAGCCAAGACUCCGCAACCAAAGACUCGGGAAUCGAUACCUCUAGCACCUUCACGUCAAGUGAAGAUUCCAAUAGAGGCGAUUGCCCUAAGUUCCCGCAAAGCUGGCAAAUAUCUGCGGACGGAACCCGGAUGAUUGGCCACAUGGUGCUCCGCAAGAGCGUCGUGGAGGGCAGCUCGCACUCCUCGGCUGCUAUACUCGGACUGAAAGUAGUGGGCGGCAAGCUAUUGUCAGAUGGCACGAGAGGUGCUGUUGUGGAGAAGGUCAAGAAAGGAUCUAUAGCAGAUAUAGAGGGACAAUUACGAAUAGGCGACGAAGUUCUUCAAUGGAAUGGAGUGGCGCUCCAAGGUCGAAGCGCUGAGGAAGUAGCGGUAGUGGUGGCCGACAGCAAGCAUGAUUCUCAUGUUGAAUUGGUUGUAACGCGACCUAUCUCCGCCUCUAGAGGUUCUGUCCAGCCUUGGAGGACCCACAAAGAAGUCUACACGGAGGUUAUGGGAGGCUGUGAGAAACCAAGUGUACUAGUGACUUCACCAGGGUCGCCUGACGUGCACGCCCGUCGUCGCCCGCGUCACAACCAUCAGAAUGCGAAUGUUGCUGGACGCAUACAGAUAAAAGUGUAUUUCGACAUCAGCGCUCUGCAAUUGCUGGUGACAGUGGUUUCUGCCAGCGGGCUGACGCCCAGGGCUGACGGUUCCCCUCGUUGCCCGUAUUCCAAAAUUUUCCUCUUGCCAGAUAAGAGCGAAAAAAGUAAACGUAGAACCAAAACUUUGGCGAAUACCCUGGAACCCAGGUGGAACCAGACCUUCGUCUACUGUGGUAUACGCAUCACUGACAUAAAGAAGAGAACUUUAGAGGUAACCGUUUGGGAUUUAAAUCGAUAUGGACCAAAUGAUUUCCUCGGAGAAGUUCUAUUAGACCUUGAUAAUAUUGUAAUGAAUCACGAACCAAAUUGGUACACUUUACGGCCUCAUGAGGAGACCAGUUUCAGCAGAUACCGCGAGGAGGAGGCAGACGGGGAGCACCUGUCGCCGCCGUCGACGUCGACGUCCCGCCUUUCGGACUCCGACACUCCCAGUGAAUGUGACCUUCGUCGCCAUCACUCCCUGUCCAGUCUCGCUUCUAGCUCCAGUCCACCUCCACCACACGAUCGAAUAGAUGUAGAUGGUACUAGAAACAGCAGACGCGACAUGUCCCCAACAGGACGGUUGCGAACUGCGGGCAUAUCCAGAGAACGGAGUGGUGGCUACAGCGUGGCGCGUUCCCAGUCAGCAGCAGGAGUGGCGCGGCCGGCGCGCGCGCGCAGCAAGUCGCCGCGCCGCUCGCUGUCGCCGCCCGCCGACUCCGUCGGCUGGCGAUACCCAGGUGCCGAUCCGGGGCCGCGCCGAACCAAUGCCAAACCAAUCGUGACGUCACCCGACCCGAUCGGUCCGCGCACGUUAGCGGUUAGCGAAGACCGAGGCGGUGAUGGGUCGAGGUUGCCGACACAUGCGUACGCGCCACGCUUUCAAUCCCGAUCUGCGACCGCCACACCCACCACCAGUCCUAAGAAAAGACAGCUGCCUCAGAUACCCCAUCACCAGGGUACCCAGAGGGCUGUGCGCGCGCAAGUUUCAGCGGACCUGGAAGAACGUAAGUGGAUCGCCCCGCAUCACAUUGGCGCCACACUCACCUACCGCAGCACGCCACAAGGUUGGGAGCGGCAUUACGCCGGGCUGUCGGACUCCGAGCUGGCGGCCCGCGGCGGCGGCGGCUGGGCGCCUCGUCGCCGGCUGUCGCCGGACGCCGCCGCGGCCGACUCUGACCUGGAGUCCGUGGCUUCUGUCACUUCAAGUGCGUUCAGCACCCAAUCCGAACGACCGCGACCUACGCGCAUGCUCAGCUGCAGGCGAAAUCUUCCUCCAAACAGUACAUCAUCCUCUUGCGAUAGCGCUAUCCCCAAUCCAAUCCCGCGUCGUAUUUACGACCGAUCACUGCGUCGUCUAUUACCCCAAGUUUUGAUACCGGCAGGAGCGGAACGGGCGGUUCGGAGACGCAUUCGAUCGAAGUUCGAAUUAAAUUCAACAAUACCGCAAGCGAGUCGCAGCGCGCGGCCAACGCGACGCCAGCGCCGCUUGCUCGCCCGUAGCCGCUCUGCCGGAUCAUGUACUAAAGAUUUCACUCACCGCCAUAUUUACAAACGAAGUCUUAGCUUCCCUGAAUAUCCUGUCCAUAUUGACACUUACAAGAUAACAGAAAAUAGAAAAGAUUACAUAUUUCAAAUUGCUCUGCCUAGAAAUCCUAAACAUAUUCAAAACUCUUUGACAUCUUCUAUUAGCUGUGAACAGAGGAUGCUCCCAUUAAAUAUAAAUUGUCAGCCAAAGUCAAUACAAAUAAAGAGUCAUAAAAGGAAGUUGCAACAUCGAAAUGAACCACUUUGGCAUCCUGAGCGAUCUAACACCAUUGAUAACAGCUACUGUCAGCCACUAAUAUCCAAUGAAAUCCGACGAAAGAAAUUACCAAUAAUCACUAAUUUAAACAUAAAUAAGUCAACCGAUCACGUCCGAUCACUUCCUAAAAUACCACAUGUUUUUUUAAAUAAGAUUAAAGAUAAUGAUGAAAAUAAUGAAACUAGCAGUGAUAUUGAUAAAACAAACAUGCCUCUAAACCAUGAAGACAUUAAUCAGUAUCAUGAUUACAAUAGUCAAGGCCGCAUAGAAGAAAAAACUGUACUCGUGAGCGUUGAGAGAGAGAAUAGCUCUGUUGAUAACAAUGAUGCUAACAAAAAAGUUAAUUUUGGUGAAACACCAAAUAAAGUAGCGGCUAUUCCAAUAUUAGGUAAUAGUGAAAGAAAGAAAUAUCUUUCACUAGAUUUAAAAACAAAAUAUGAUUCAGAGGUAAAAGAUAUACAUUUACGGACAAAAUCUUUAGACAUUACUUCAAAAAUUUGCAGUAAAAUUGAUGAAGAUAUUUUGAAUCUAACAAACGACAAUAGAAAGAAAAAUAUACAAAGACGUCAUUCAGAUUCAUUGGUAUUACCUAAAUGUACACCCGAGACAAAAACUUCUCCGGAUGUAUUCAUAAAUAUUUUCAAAAAGAUGAGUAUAUCAUCAAAGGCUGACUUAGAAGUAUUCAAAACAAAUUCAAAAUUAUUAAAUUUUAAAAAUGAUUCAGAGACAGGAGUAAACAAAAAACACAGUAAUACGGUUAGUAUUAACGAAAUUCCAACUUUCCAAGAGUAUCGCUCCCCUAACUCCGUAUCACCCCAACCUAGUUUAGAUCUCUCGCAAAAACCUUUACCAUCAAUAAUUAAAAAAGCUCGACCCCGGUCGUAUUCUUUAUCAUCUACGAAUCAUUUAGAUCGAGAAUUUAGUAAGAUGGCUAACUCUAUAUGUAUUGCUCUUUCUCCCCCAAACAUCGGCUCGCCCCGUCGCGCGCUCACUCCUGUCGCAUCUCAUACGCCACUCGACGACACUCGUCUCACUCACAACGCGCCCACGGAACUACCGGCCGCCAACCAACCGACGUCCGUCGCUGGUCAAACUUGCCAAACUGGCCGGCGUCCUUCUGAUCGAAACAAAAAAAUAUCAAUGAAAAAUACUGGCAAAAAACAACAUAACAAAUCGACUCGACGGGGUUCGAAACGUAGUAACGACUAUAAUGGGCGCGAGAAUGGACGCAGCAACAACCAGCCGCAACCACUGGAGCGCCGCGAGUCCCGAAGAGGACAAUUCACAAGGAGUCUCAGCAAUGCUGAUGUCCCACCAGAUGAAAAAGCAGAUGGGAGCCUCAGCGACACUGCACUAGGAGGCGCCAGUGAAAUGGAGCCGACAAGUGAUGACGCGCUACUGAAAGCCGAACCACGGGAUUACUUUGGCCCCGGUAUGGGCAAGAAGAGUAAUUCCACCUCGCAAUUGUCUGCCACAGGACGGAAACGGAGGUUAGGUUUCGGUAAACGUGGAAAAAAUUCGUUUACGGUCCAACGCAGCGAGGAGGUGGUGCCUGGAGAAAUGCGGGGCGUCGUCGCGGGUGUCUCGCGAGCGUCCUCGGCCUCCAGCGAGAACGACGACGACAGAUGGUCGCCUGGAAUGCGAGGUUCUGGUUCAUCGGACGGCGGAGGCCUAUCGGAUUUUAUCGACGGAUUGGGUCCUGGGCAAUUGGUCGGCAGACAGUUGCUUGGCGCCCCCACUUUGGGCGAUGUGCAAUUGUCCAUGUGUUACCAGAAAGGAUUCCUUGAGGUGGAGGUGAUCCGCGCCCGCGGUCUGCAAGCGCGACAAGGCAGCCGCACGCUGCCGGCGCCGUACGUCAAAGUGUACGUGGUGAACGGCAAGCGAUGCGUCGCUAAGGCCAAGACUAGUACUGCGCGCCGCACGCUCGACCCGCUUUACCAGCAAACGCUUACCUUUAGAGAGAACUUUAAAGGUUGCGUCUUACAGGUCACAGUGUGGGGCGAUUAUGGGCGUAUUGAAGGCAAAAAAGUGUUCAUGGGUGUUGCCCAGAUAAUGCUUGACGAUCUUAAUCUUUCCAACAUUGUCAUUGGAUGGUACAAGCUCUUCGGAACUACAUCAUUGUAACUGAAGAGCAUCUUCUAGAUGUUGGAAGAACUUAUAUCAUCACAAUAAAACUUAAAACUUGUCCAAAUAAUAAAUAAAUUUAGUGAUACUGCUUUAAUAUCAUGAUAAAACGCGAAAUAUCUUGAAUAUAGGACAUUUUCUAUUAAACGAAGGGUUAUAAAUAAUGAUUUGUAUAUUUAUUUGUUUUUUGGAAUGCCUACCGGAGUUUUGAAUAGAUAGCAUUUUAUAGCAAUGAAACAAAUGUAUAGUGUACUCAAUAAUAUGUAAUUAAGUAUUAAAAGCCAAAUGAAAUUCAGUAUUUUUUUUAACUUUCCUAAUAAGUAUUAUUUUUAUUUUAAGAUAUUUUGAAUUUUUGCAACUGCAUUUA